This is a messenger RNA of Meloidogyne enterolobii, 417 nucleotides long. NCBI's taxonomy places the organism in Eukaryota, Metazoa, Nematoda, Chromadorea, Rhabditida, Meloidogynidae. The record is from the annotation of a GenBank genome assembly.
AUGUUUCGUGAAUUUUCAUUCAAAAUUACUUAUUUUUUCAGUUUGGAACAAAUUUCUCUUUCAUUUAAUGGCGGAAAGGACUGUACUCUUUUAUUACAUCUUUUUAGAGCUUGUGUAAAUAAGAAAUAUAAUAAUCAAAAACAAAUAAAUGGAUUUUAUAUAAAAAGUGAUGAUGAAUUCCCAGAAGUUGUGGAAUUUGUUAAUUCAAUUUCUGAAAAAUAUAAUUUAGAAGUUCUUGAAUUGGAAGGGCCGUUAAAAAGUGGAUUAAUUUGGUUAAAAAAUAAAAAACCUGAAAUUGUUGCUGCUCCAAUGGGUUCUCGUUCUAGUGAUCCUAAAGCUGCAAAAAUGAAAUCUAAAUGUGAAUGGACUGAAGAAGGAUGGCCGUCUUUUUUAAGAGUAAAUUUUUAUAUUUUUUAA